AUGUCACGCAGAUCGCCCUCUCGCGUGCUCAUGGCAAAUGACUUCGCAUCUCGCCGGCGUAGCACUGCUCAUGAGAAAGCCAGUGGCUGUGACCCAUCCACUGGCACUCGUCAUAUCCCGCCUGCGCUUUCGCGCGAUCCCAGCAUAGAUAUACAGAUCCCAGAGGGCACCGUGCACGUCUCUCGGCCCUUCCGAUCGUUCAGGACACGCAAACUACGCACCAUGAUCACCUUCUCCCCACGCAAGUCGCAUUUCGAUAUCACCAAUGAGAGGACUGGAAGCAAUGAGUUCCGCGGAUUCUUCACAUUGUUCUGGAUAGGCAUGUUCGUCUUUAGCAUCCGCACUUACAUUCGCAGCAUAGAGGAGCGCGGCUACCCUGUCGAAGGCGCAUUCUUCUCAAUGUUUUCUCGAGAUGCCGUCACCCUUGCCAUCUCCGAUGCCGUCCUAGUUCUCAGCACCGGUAUCUGCGUGCCUUUUGUCAGGGCGUUCACGAACGGCUGGUUCAAGUACUACUGGACCGGUGUCGCUAUCCAGCACCUCUGGCAGACAAUGGUACUCUUCGUCGCGAUCAAGUGGACCUUUAACAGGCACUGGCCUUGGGUGCAGUCCGGCUUCCUUACCCUUCAUUCGUUAGUGAUGGUCAUGAAGAUGCACUCAUAUGUGACCACCAACGGCCAGCUGCAAUGGGUGAAUAGUCAAGCGGAGGAAGUCCAAACGCAGCUGCGCCAUGUCGUCGCUGACGAGGGAGGAUGGGAGACUGCGCUAGCUGCAGCUCAAGAGAGCAAGGCGCAGAUGGAGGAGCUCGAGCGUGCGCGAGGGAAUGGAGGCGAACAUGACAUGACCAAUGGGGUGGCCAACGGGACGCCGAUGGUACCCGAAGGCUUGACGUCGUCCUAUGUCGACGUCAACGUCGCCGCUGCGCUGCGCCAGCGAUUGGCUGCCACUGGCCGCUCGGACGUAUUGACCUCACCCGUUCUGCAUUCUUCCACAUCGACGUCAUCCUCAACAGAUAUUCCUCUUCAGCGUCUGGCGCAGGCAACAACCACGGGAACUCGCAUGCCAGAAACUAUCACUGAGAUUCUUUCGCGAUCCCCCGAUGCAGCGUCACAGAUUCUCUCAUAUCAUCCUAAUCCCAACAUCGCGGAUCUGGCCCGAGAACAUAUGGGGCUAUUAGCAGAAUUAACGAGCUCAGGUUCUGCACGUAUACGAUGGCCUGCGAAUAUCAACGGAAAGAACUUUGUUGUAUAUAUGCUCGUACCAACUUUAGUCUAUGAGCUUGAGUACCCUAGGACAGACAGAAUCCGACCACUAUACGUAUUUGAGAAGACGGUUGCAACGUUUGGUACAUUCGCUCUGCUAUACACUGUCACAGAAAGCUUCAUCAUCCCACUCACACCUACUCCGGAGCAGACCGUUUGGCGCUCGCUGCUGGAUCUUUCCCUGCCCUUCAUGGUAGCUUUUUUGUUGUUAUUCUAUCUUAUUUUCGAAUGCAUAUGCAAUGGGUUCGCGGAGCUAUCAUAUUUUGCUGACCGACGCUUCUACGACGAUUGGUGGAAUUCUAUUUCCUGGGAUGAGUUCUCGCGCAAGUGGAAUCGGCCAGUGCACACGUUCCUGCUGCGCCAUGUCUACACGUCCUCGAUGAGCUCCAUGAAGCUGACGAAGAACGGCGCGAUGUUCUUCACCUUUUUGUUGAGCGCUGCCGCGCAUGAGCUCGUUAUGACGAUUGUGACAAAGAAGAUUCGGUGA
Fibroporia radiculosa is the source of this 1746-nucleotide messenger RNA. RefSeq lists its product as uncharacterized. The record is from RefSeq and is a predicted model, not a curated record. The transcript has 6 exons. Gene Ontology annotation, biological process: ergosterol metabolic process. Gene Ontology annotation, cellular component: endoplasmic reticulum membrane. The coding region runs from base 1 to 1746 and encodes 581 amino acids. NCBI's taxonomy places the organism in Eukaryota, Fungi, Basidiomycota, Agaricomycetes, Polyporales, Fibroporiaceae. Gene Ontology annotation, molecular function: ergosterol O-acyltransferase activity.